AUAAAAUAACCAUUCUCACAAAAAGACAAAACACACCUUAAUCCGUAAUCAUACGUCAACAAACACCCCACUCCGUCCGUCACGGCGUGCAUCCACCGGCAAUAAGCAUUCUUCACCGUCAUAGCAACAACAAUAAAACCACAAAACCACCUUCUCCCCAUCUUCAUCCCCUCACAGUGGAUGGCAAAAACCAACAAAUACACCUCUCUCAACUUCAACGACAUAUAUGACAAAAAAACCACCACCAAUAACCGCCAACGCUCAUCAUCCUCAUCAUCCAUUUCUUCUAACAAAACCCUUAUUUCAAACUCACGCAUCCAUGGCAACAUGCUCGUCUUGACUCGUCCCUCACCUAAACCUAUCGCUCCUCCCUCGCAACCGUCUCCGCCACCGCCUUCCGCCGUACCACCGCCGGAUCGGUUACCGAUCCAAUCGGAUUCGAUUUCUCUGCGUCCGUUAGGUCGUACCGGAUCUCCGUCACCGUCAACGCUACCGUUACCAUCGUUAUCGGAUUUGGCGGUUUCCGUAUCGCCGAAGACGAAUAAGUUUGUGCCGCCGCAUCUGAGGCCUGGUUUUCACGGGAGGGAGGAGAAGCCGGAACCGGAGGUUCAGAAGCAGACCGGAUUUGUUACGCGGUCGAGUUUCCGGCAAGGUUUGGUUAAUCAGGUGGAGGAAAGGAGGCCGAAAUCCGGUGGUGGAUAUGAGGCGAUGAAUCGGCCUAGAUCUAGUGGUUCAAAUCGUCCGUUUUCCAGUGGAUGAUUAGGUAUGAGGUUGACUCAUUCUGAAGGAUUCUUGAUUCAAAUCUGUUCGUGAUUCUGGCCUGUCAGGAGUUGCAAUUCAAGAAUCUUGCGUAGUUUAAUCAGAUAUUUGAUCUUGAUUAACGGUUGCGCUUAUGAUAUAACCAUAGUAGUAUGGUUAACCGCAGUUUGUUGGCUUAAUUAGUUAAUUUGUCUUGGUUACAAUACUAACAGUAUGCAGAAUUUACAUGUAAGAAUUAUUUACUUUGCUUGUCUCCCUUAGUUAUGUAUGAAGUGUUCUCUGUUGAUAUUUUGUUGCCAUAUUUUCAUUCACACUUAUUUGAUCAUGCGCUGGUUGUA
Molecule: messenger RNA, 1097 nt
Organism: Helianthus annuus (common sunflower)
Lineage: Eukaryota; Viridiplantae; Streptophyta; Magnoliopsida; Asterales; Asteraceae
Product: probable inactive serine/threonine-protein kinase slob2
Exons: 2
Coding region: 181-759 (192 amino acids)
Source: RefSeq, a predicted model, not a curated record